Messenger RNA from Laccaria bicolor S238N-H82, 690 nucleotides. RefSeq lists its product as uncharacterized. The transcript is spliced from 8 exons. Bases 1 to 690 code for a protein of 229 amino acids. NCBI's taxonomy places the organism in Eukaryota, Fungi, Basidiomycota, Agaricomycetes, Agaricales, Hydnangiaceae. The record is from RefSeq and is a predicted model, not a curated record.
AUGCAAGUUGGUUUCAGUCCACUUCUUCUGGUUUGUAUUUUCGAACUUUCGAAACGGGGGGCAUGUUUGGUGGUAAAACGGACACCAGCGUCAUCCCCGAAUCCCAGACAAGUCUCGGGUGAACGCAUAAGUUCGUUGCUUGUUUUGCAUAUUGUUUUGCACAACGAAUUUUCAUUCUUCGAGGAAUGGGCCAGAUUCCAGACAACGGACCUUUCAGUGACCAAAAAGGUCAUGUCACAACCGAAUAGUGCUCACGAAAAUCAACAAUAUGCAAAACACUGUAAGGAGAGUUUCCUCAUUGCAACGAUAAUCGGAGUCCGAAAUUUUGUCGGUUGCAUCAUGAUCAAUCCCUUCCAGACGUUAUGUGAAGGUGAUUGGGAGAGACAUCAGCCAAACUUGAUCUCAACCACCGGGUUGGGUGAAGUUCAAGAAAAUGUCAAGCGGAAGAGGUAUACGACAAGUGAAGUGCUUUCUGGGGGCGCAUUUCCAUCAAAACUUCGGGCAAUGACAGGCUGCAUGCAGUACCCCAAUCUCCUCAUGUUUUACUCAAAGCCAACGCCGCCAAUUUUCUCAUUUCUAGCCAACCCGGGUACCAACAAUCUCCCAAUUAUGCGAGUUGGUAUUAUACCACAAUCUCUGGCCGAUGUGCAUGCCUCAACUCCCCCGAAUGUGUUUACGCUCCUGCCGUAG